Cuscuta epithymum is the source of this 1698-nucleotide messenger RNA. Lineage: Eukaryota; Viridiplantae; Streptophyta; Magnoliopsida; Solanales; Convolvulaceae. The record is from the annotation of a GenBank genome assembly.
UAUUUCAAAUCAAAGAAGAGAGCUAUUUAAUUAGAUGGAGUCACGAGUGCAUGAUGAGCCGUUGACCCCUGCCGGCCGGCUGUUUCUCCAACCGGAGAUGGACCAAAUCGUACACGCAAUCGCCGGCGUCAAGAACCCGCUCGACGUAGACGCCGUGAAAUCGGCUUUCGCGAACUCUCUGCUGCUCAAAAACCCAAGAUUCUGCAGCCUGUUGGUCAAAGAUUCCAACGGGCGCGAAAGCUGGAGGAGGACCGAAGUCAACAUCGACGACCACUUCGUCAUCCUCCCAGACCCUCUCGGCGACGACCCGUCGGCGACGGACGAUGACGCGCUCAACAGUUACCUCGCCGACCUCUCCGUCUCUACGCCGCUCCCCGCCGACAAGCCAUUGUGGGAAGUCCAUCUCCUCCUCGCCCACAAAUGCGGCUUUCUCCGAAUCCACCACUCCCUCGGAGAUGGGACUACGAUCAUGUCCAUGUUCCUCUCUUGCUGCCGGAAAACCAGCGAUCCCAGCGUGCCGCCGUCAGCGGGUGGCGUCGGAGCAGGACGUAGUCGGAGGAGGUGGGGCUUUAAGGAGGUGGUGAUGGUGGUGUGGUACACGGUGGCGUACGUGUUGGAGUUUGUACUGAGGAGUCUGUGGCUGAAGGAUAAGAAGACGGCUCUGAGCGGCGGCGCUGGGGUGGAGCUUUGGCCGCGGAAGUUGGCCACCGCCAAGUUUACCAUUAACGACAUGAAAACAGUAAAGAAUGCGGUUGCUGGCGCGACCAUCAAUGAUGUACUUUUCGGAGUCGUUGCAUGUGGGCUAUCAAGGUACCUUGCAAUCGGAUCUUCUAAAGAAGUGAAGGACGGCGUCCGGAUCACUGGUAUGGCGAUGGUAAAUUUACGGCCACAACCUGGGCCUCAGGAAAUGACAAAGUUGAUGAAUAGCGAUAAAUCGGGCACCAUGUGGGGUAAUAAAUUUGGGUUCAUGCUCUUACCUGUGCAUUGUUUUCACGCUUCCAAUGAUCCUCUCCAAUUUGUCAAGAGAGCCAAAUCUAUGAUUGACAAGAAAAAACUAUCCUUAGAAGCCAUUUGCUCCUAUAAACUUGGGGUUUUUCUCAUGUCCUUCCUUGGUGUUAAGCUCAUGAGCUUGUUCAACUAUCGGAUCAUAUGUAACACAACAUUUGCAAUCUCGAAUGUGAUGGGCCCACAAGAAGAGAUCUCUAUUGCAGGCAACCCUGUCACGUAUAUAAGAAACACCCCAUCAAGCUGCCCUCAUGCAAUCACGAUACAUAUGGUGAGUUAUGAUGGCAAGGCAGACCUGCAAAUUUUGGUUGCCAAAGACAUCAUCCCGGACCCGGACGUUCUAGCCAGGUAUUUUGAAGAUGCUUUGAUGGAAAUGAAAAAACAAGCUACAGAGGAUCAAUCCACAUCAAAGUUUUAAAUUGUAGUUGGAGCAUUGGUUGCAGUUCAGAUUAUGAAUUGCGACUGCGGUUGUUACAACAGACGUGAAGCGUACUGCGUGAUUUGCGGCCAAUGCGGCAUGAAACAAUUUUAAGUUUGAACAAGAUAAAAAUAAAAUGUUGUUUUUUGCUUUCUUCUACAAUUCUUCUAUUAAUAAUGUGAGAAAUAAAUCUGUUUAUUGGAGUUAUUAAGUGCGAAACAUAAUAAAAAUAUUACAUACGAAUAAUUAUUCUAGCACAUAGAUGUGAACAAAGA